UCAGGCUCGGAGCGGGCACCUGCUACAGAAUGAUGGCUGACAACUCCACCAGCGACCUCCAUGCUCCCGGACCGCAACUGAGCGUGACUGACAUCGUGGUUAUCGCUGUCUACUUUGCCCUGAAUGUAGCCGUGGGCAUAUGGUCAUCUUGUCGAGCUAGGAGGAGCACAGUGGACGGCUACUUCCUGGCAGGCCGAGACAUGACGUGGUGGCCAAUUGGAGCCUCCCUGUUCGCCAGCAGUGAAGGUUCUGGCCUCUUUGUUGGACUGGCGGGCUCUGGUGCAGCGGGAGGCCUGGCUGUGGCAGGCUUUGAGUGGAAUGCCACGUACGUGCUGCUGGCGCUGGCGUGGAUAUUCGUGCCCAUUUAUAUUUCCUCAGAGAUUGUCACCUUGCCUGAAUACAUUCAGAAACGUUUUGGAGGCCAGCGCAUCCGCAUGUACCUGUCUGUCCUGUCCCUGCUGCUGUCUGUCUUCACCAAGAUCUCGAUCGACCUGUACGCCGGGGCCCUCUUCGUGCACAUCUGCCUGGGGUGGAACUUUUACCUCUCCACCAUCCUCACGCUUAUCAUUACCGCUCUGUACACCAUUGCAGGGGGCCUGGCCACUGUGAUCUACACGGAUGCCCUGCAGACCAUCAUCAUGGUGGUGGGGGCUGUCAUCCUGGCGAUCAAAGCUUUCGACCAGAUCGGUGGAUAUGGGCAGCUGGAGGCAGCGUAUGCCCAGGCCAUCCCCUCCAAGACCAUCGCCAACACCACCUGCCACCUGCCACGCACAGAUGCCAUGCACAUGUUCCGGGAUCCCUACACAGGGGACCUCCCAUGGACCGGGAUGACCUUCGGCCUGACCAUCAUGGCCACCUGGUACUGGUGCACCGACCAGGUCAUCGUGCAGCGAUCUCUAUCUGCCCGCAACCUGAACCACGCCAAGGCSGGCUCCAUCCUUGCCAGCUACCUCAAGAUGCUGCCCAUGGGCCUGAUGAUCAUGCCAGGCAUGAUCAGCCGUGCACUGUUCCCAGAUGACGUUGGCUGCGUGGUGCCGUCCGAGUGCCUGCGGGCCUGUGGGGUUGAGAUCGGCUGCUCCAACAUCGCCUACCCCAAGCUGGUCAUGGAGCUGAUGCCCAUAGGUCUGCGAGGGCUGAUGAUUGCAGUGAUGAUGGCCGCCCUCAUGUCAUCGCUGACCUCCAUCUUCAACAGCAGCAGCACUCUCUUCACCAUGGACAUCUGGAAGCGGCUGCGGCCCUGGGCUAGCGAGCGGGAGCUGCUGAUGGUGGGACGGCUGGUCAUCGUGGUGCUAAUCGGUGUGAGCGUGGCCUGGAUUCCCAUCCUUCAGGGCUCCAACAGCGGGCAGCUCUUCAUCUACAUGCAGUCUGUGACCAGCUCCCUGGCCCCCCCAGUGACCGCAGUCUUCAUCCUGGGCAUCUUCUGGCCGCGUGCCAAUGAGCAGGGGGCCUUCUGGGGCCUGAUGGCAGGGCUGGUGCUGGGUGCUUUGAGACUGGUGCUAGAAUUCCUGAACCCAGUGCCCCCCUGUGGUGACCCCGACACAMGGCCAGCCAUCCUCAGCAGCAUCCACUACCUGCACUUCGCCAUUGCCCUGUUUGUGCUCACGAGUGCUGUCGUGGCAGCCGGAAGCCUACUGACCUCACCCCCGCAGACUGUUCAGAUUGAGAAUCUUACCUGGUGGACCCUGGCUCGGGAUCUGUCCCUGGCAGCCAAAGCAGGUGACAGCCAACCACACCAGAAACGAACCUUUUGGGCCCGUGUGUGUGGCUUCAACGCCAUCCUGCUCAUGUGCGUCAACAUCUUCUUUUAUGCCUAUUUUGCCUGA
Molecule: messenger RNA, 1823 nt
Organism: Urocitellus parryii (Arctic ground squirrel)
Lineage: Eukaryota; Metazoa; Chordata; Mammalia; Rodentia; Sciuridae
Gene: Slc5a10
Product: solute carrier family 5 member 10
Biological process (GO): transmembrane transport
Cellular component (GO): plasma membrane
Molecular function (GO): D-glucose:sodium symporter activity
Source: RefSeq, a predicted model, not a curated record